Molecule: messenger RNA, 554 nt
Organism: Drosophila ficusphila
Lineage: Eukaryota; Metazoa; Arthropoda; Insecta; Diptera; Drosophilidae
Exons: 1
Coding region: 43-465 (140 amino acids)
Source: RefSeq, a predicted model, not a curated record
CAAAUAAACUGUAUAUUAUAUUUUCCAAUUGAAAAAUAUAAAAUGAUUCCUAUUCUAAACAACAUAAAUUGGCUGGAUACUAUUUGUGCCGAGAGUCGUUCAAAGUUUUUCCCAAGCAAAACAGCUUAUAAAGUUCUGCGCAAAGCAAAUAAUGGUCUAAUAAGCACGGAUGAGUGCUAUAGCUUUAUUAAAAAGAACAUAAAGCCUAAACACAUAAUACAAGAAGAUGAAUUGUGGAAGAUUCCCAUUAUACUGGUCUGUCUUGGCUGCAUUUUGGUCAUAAUAAUGACAAUCUGUUUCGUAUGCCAAUACCUCAUAGGAAAGGUCCAAGCCUCAACACGGCAUACGCAGUUCGAUUUUAAUAUUUGCGAUGAAAAAAGAAGUAAACAGAACCACAAGGCCGUCCAAAGCGAACGUCAAAAGUCAGAUGAUAAAACUUGGUGCACUUGCUUACGUAGUAAAUAAUGAAAAUCAGUUAAAAAUUGUCUGUUUGUUUUUAAUGUUUAUGUUAAUAAAUACAAAAAGCAUUCAUGAAAAAUCAUGUCUCCCUACAA